AUGGUUUCUACGAGUAGAAACUUGGUGCUCGCCGCCGCGGCACUCUGCCUCACGUCGUCUGGCGUCAAUGCCGCCGCCAUCGAAGCCCGGCGCACCGCUUCAAGCAGCGACGUGCCCCAGCACUUCCAAACGAGCCCCGAGCUCUUUGCCGGUCCCACAGAGACAGGCCAAGCGCCCUUCCUCGCAGAAACAAACGCCGCACCCUUCCCCUCUGUAUCGUAUAUACCACCGCAGCCGCUCGAGACACAGGUCCCAAUCGCAGGGAACAAGCACAAUGGCAACGUCUUCCAGCAUAUGGGCGAGCUGAGCCACUAUUUUCCGAGCCCGGACGGCUUCGGCGUGGAUGAGUUCGCGCUGCCACCUGCCACAAAUAUCUCCGCGUUACAUAUGCUGCACCGCCAUGGCGCACGGUAUCCCACUUCCGGUACUGGCGCGGAAAAGUUGGGUAAGAGGAUCGCUGAUGCGUCUGGGAAGUUUGAAGCUACGGGCAAGUUAGCAUUUCUGGAGGGAUGGGAGUAUAAGCUUGGGAAAGAGAUAUUGGUCCCAAUUGGGAAGCAAGAGCUGUUCGACUCGGGGACGCAGCACUACUACCAGUACGGCCAUCUCUUUCCUAACAAUGGCAGCAAGAUCAUUGCGCGCUCCACGACCCAGGAUCGCAUGACGCAGUCUGCUGAGUACUUUCUCACGGGUUUCUUUGGUCUGGGUUGGACGCAGAACGCCACGCUUGAGUUGAUCAUCGAGGAGGAUGGAUACAACAACUCGCUGGCGGGGUAUCACAUGUGCAACAACUCGAAUGCUGGUGUCAAUCAGGGUGGACUCAAUGCAACGAAGCAAUGGGCUGAAAUUUAUCUUGUCAAUGCCACAGAGCGUAUCAAGAAGCAGAUCUCAGGCCUAGAUUGGGAGCUUAAAGACACCUACGAUGCGCAGUCGCUCUGCGCAUACGAGACCGUCGCCCUCGGCUUCUCCCACUUUUGCAGCCUCUUCACCUACGAAGAAUGGCUCGGCUACGAAUACAGCGUCGAUCUCUUCUUUGCUGGCAGCAACGGUUUCCAGGCACCCACAGGCCGGGCUGUUGGCAUUGGUUACGUGCAAGAGAUUCUUGCCCGCUUGAACCACCACGUUAUCGACCGCCCGGAAGCCCAGAUAAAUGUCACGCUCGACAACAACACACUCACCUUUCCCCUCGACCAGACUAUCAACUUGGACUUCUCCCACGACACCAAUAUAAUGAGCAUCCUUACCGCCUUUGGCCUAACACAGUUUGCGCCCCUCAUGCCGGCAGACCGAUACACGCCGAACCGCUCCCUUGUUGUCAGCCACCUCGAGCCCUUCGCCGCGCGCCUCGACAUCGAGAUCUUGCAGGCGCCGCACCCAGUGCAGGCGAAGCGUCCCGCUGUGCACGCUGAUGCGGAGGAGUACUACGAUACGAGCAAAGGACCGAUGAAGUACAUCCACUUCGUGCUCAACCAGCGCACGGUGCCGCUGGGUGCAAGCCUUGAGGAGUGUGGCGCGCGCGACGAUGGCUGGUGCGAACUCGAGACGUUUUUGAAGGUGCAGCAGAACAGCUUGGAUCGAUCGCAGUAUGAGUGGGCGUGUUUUGGUGAUUACCCGGCCGUGGGUUACGGGAACGUCACGGACGGAGCGCCGGUUGCGGAGGAGCUGGAGGAUGAAUUGUAAGAGGCGCGGGAGCCAUAGAGAUGUGGUGUCGAUGCGGGGCGGCGUUUUAGAGGCCUUGCAUAUGACGAUAGAGGUAGUACAUAUUUGCCGUGAGAGCUGGCAACUGUACAUGCGGGGAAGCGUUUGAUCAGUGCCUACACGAUCAAUUCACUCACACGCGGGCGUUCAUCCCGAUAGACGUCGGGAGUCAAACCGAUGCGCGAUGCAGCAAACUUUGCUCUUUCUUCUUCACCACCGGAAGGCCUUCCGCAUGGGCGGCAUUUCCGAUUUCGCAGCAGAAUGUCGCGGCGAUAAGGACCGAGUGUCGUCAGUACGUGCAGCGCGUCCUGGACACCAAGGUGUU
Aplosporella prunicola CBS 121167 is the source of this 2020-nucleotide messenger RNA. RefSeq lists its product as uncharacterized. The record is from RefSeq and is a predicted model, not a curated record. NCBI's taxonomy places the organism in Eukaryota, Fungi, Ascomycota, Dothideomycetes, Botryosphaeriales, Aplosporellaceae. Gene Ontology annotation, molecular function: acid phosphatase activity. The transcript is spliced from 5 exons. Bases 1 to 1677 code for a protein of 558 amino acids.